Argiope bruennichi is the source of this 6149-nucleotide messenger RNA. Its product is annotated as mucin-2-like. The record is from RefSeq and is a predicted model, not a curated record. The transcript has 22 exons. Gene Ontology annotation, molecular function: protein binding. NCBI's taxonomy places the organism in Eukaryota, Metazoa, Arthropoda, Arachnida, Araneae, Araneidae. Bases 520 to 5922 code for a protein of 1800 amino acids.
CAAAGAUUUGGGAGGAUGGGGAGCGAAAGGGACGCGUGGAUGCAGAGAUCAUAAGGAGUAUCCUCGAGACUGCUGUGCAAUAACGCCGGAAGAUGAAAUCGCCUGGAUGUGGAAAUUCUAUGCUUUUCUUGGAAGAGCUGAUAAUAAUCUUUCAACUAGACAACCUAGGACCUUGAACUUGGCUAAUCCAAAAGAAAAAGAAGUGUCUUACUGGCUGCUUUUGACUUUUCUGCUUAUUUUAUGUCAAAGAAACCGAAUUAUUUUGAUUUUUACGCUAUUCUUACAUUUCUGCCCAUUGCUGGAUUUUAAUCUUUUGCAAAUUUUGGAAAGUUAAUUCGGAAAUUAAAGUAGUGAAGUCAACUUAAAUUGGAAAUUUCAAUGAUUUUCACUUUAUAGUAGCCCUCUGCCUUCGUUGGUUCUUUUGCAUUUUAUGCCAUUGCUGGUCGCUUUUAUUUUAUGAAAUAGUAGCUUCUCAGCUUAUUAAAUUCUUUGUGAGGAUUAUUAUCAUAGCUUUUAACCAUGUCUAAGAAAAGCCGAUCUCAGUUUUAUGUGGACACUCCUCCUCUCGGCCGUGACCUACCAUCGCAACGACACAGUAUGUACGUGAGUCAGUCCGAAGUGGAUCAUUAUCCGAAACAAGAUCUGUCGUCUGCAUCCUCCUCGGCCACACUCCCCAGCACUGCAGGGUCAGUGGACCGGCUCACCGGGUUAGGUGAAAAGAAAAAUCCACGUUUCUUCACCUUGAAACCGAAGACCUCGUUUUCUCUGAGGCCUUUCUUCUCUUCCACAUCUUCGCUCUCGCCUUCCAAGAAAAACCGCCGCAAAUCCAUCGAGACGACCUAUCCUUUACGCGACUCGUACGUGCAGACGGACCAAGACGAUCGCGCUUACGACGAGGUCGGGGUUCAGACGCUGAACGCCUCCACGGUCGACGUACCGGUUCAGACCUGUUUCCGUGAGUGGGAAGAGGAUGACAGGUACAGUUAUUACAGCAGAAGACCCUUUGCCGUCGGAGCCCACAGACCUGGAUUUUAUCGUUUACCUUCUGCUGGAUAUUCAUCGAGUGCGCCCACCACCCCAGUGUUGAAACCCACCAAAAGUGAGCCUUCUAAUCCUGCCAGCACUAAAAAUUCUGUUGUUGCUCCUUUGGUUUCGUCUAAGCUCUUAAAAUAUGCUGCACCCGGUGACUCUUCCACCUCCCAUUCUGAAAAGACAUUAACCACGUCAGGCACUCAGCAUGAUGUAAACAACGCCAUAACUGCUAAGCCUCAAGAAACUUCUGUUGUUUCUACGCCACAGCCAGCUGCUGAGCAUUCUCCUGUUAGCAAACCUACUUCCUCUGCGCCAUUGGAUACUGUGAAUUCUGUAUUCCAGGUAGACGAAUCUGUGCAAAAAAGUCCAAAAUCAGAAAAGCAUACUACCUCUCUACCACCAAUUUCCGAGGAUAACAAAGAAACGUAUGAUAAUACAGAUGAACCAUCUGAAGUAAGUUCUGGAAUUCGUGUAAUAUCACAUGCUGUAAACGUUCCUCCGUCUGUUUUAAAAGUCGAGAGAACUGAUUCACCUGUGAGACAUUCUGCUAAAAUUAAAACAGUUCAUUUUGAUCUAUCAGAUUCCGAAUCCCCAAAGCAGUCUCCUAAAAUUGAAAAGAAAUCUAUUCCUAGAAAUAUCGAUAAAGAUUUCAUUGCUUUGCUAAAAGAUUUGGAUAUUUUAACUGAUAAUUCAAACGAACCGACUGAUGAUUCUAAGGAUAAUAAGCUGAAAAUUUCUUUUAAUGCUAUUCCUGAAUCUGCUCCAAAACAAACUAUUUUAUCUUCUAAACUUAGAUCAGCAUUUGAUAUUCUGCAUCAAGAUGUUCUCCCGCCUAUUUUAGAGCAUUCGAAUGAGACCUCCGAAGUAGAACCACAAGUUCCGGAAAACAGUAACGAAGAAUUAAUAAUUAAACCCGAAACGACUAAAGAAAACGAUUCGAGAACUAACGUGCCAUUAUUACAGCCAAAAGCUGACUCUGCUGUUAAUUUACAGGAAAAUAUAUGUUCAUCUCCUCCUACUGAACUGGAUAAAGAUGAAAAUAAACUGAAAGCCGGCGAAGGCGUUUCUCCGAAAUCUACGUCACCCAUCGUAUUUACAUCUUCUAAAUCUGACUUGGAUGCGGAAAAUUGCAAUAACCGCGAAAAUGUUUACGAUAACAUAAUUAAAAGAAAUACGUCUGAAAACGUAUCUUUGCCAACUUUACCAUCGUUUUUUGACUCUUCCCCAAAGUAUACCAAACCGUCUACUGUGUUAGACGUGGUUGAAAAACUUUCUGAAUCAGUUGUACCUUUUGUACCUGUUACAGAUAAUCAAGAUACCAGUGAAGAAAAAAUGUUUUCUAGAUCUAGUUCAAGAAGUAGUGUGAGGAGUAAUUCAAGAUCGGAUUUCAAUCCUAAGCAGUUUGACUCUUGCGAAAAUCUUGAACAGUUAGAAGAAGAAAUUAUUAAAAGCUUAUGUGAUCCUAUUAUUGAUAAUUUUGAUACAAACAUCAUGGCUCAGUCGAAUUCUCCUGCAACAUUUGAAAACAGAUGUCCUAGUGCGGCACAAAUGAGAAGUGCUAUUCUUGAUCGAUUACUUAGUGGUGAAAGUGCAGAUGCAAUUAUUCCUAGUAAAUGUGCCGAAUCUCCUAACCCAUAUCAGGAUAAUACAUUAGGUAGUAAACACAUCGCGGUUUCACCAAAAUUUCAGAAUUCUAGUUAUGAUAGUCCGUUCCAAUCACCCGUUCCCCCUCAAACGGAUAGUUUUAAAAAUUAUAAUCCUGUUAAAAAUGUAGUUGGAACACCUAAAAAUAAUUCUGCAUUUCUUUUUCCAGAAAAUAAUGCGCUGAGGCCUGGGGUUGCAGAACAAUCAGCUGCAGAUGCGCCAUUGCUAGCUUCGGCAACUAAUGCCAUUUCUGAUGGUAAUUUCAGUAAUAUAUCUUUGCAAUCUACUCCAGUUCAUCCGGAGAUAAGCGAAAAAGGCUCUAUUUCUGAUGACCCAAGUUCUAAAAAUUGCGAUUUCACAAAUUGCUUACGUCCAUCAGAACUUCAGAACAGCCCAUUUCUCAACAAAAUCAGUUCCAGUUCUAUGGCAUAUAGAGUGUCUCCUGAAAAAGUCCAUACUCAGCUGAUUACUCCAGCACCAUAUGUACCUCGCUCUGAAAGCAAUGAAUCAAAAGUUGCCAAACCCAAUGGCCAGUGUGAUUAUGCCAGCUGCUUAAAGCCGUCUCAGGUCCAAAAUAGUUUGUUCACUGCUGAACUUUCUGAGUUAACGGCAAAUAAGCAUGGUAACGAUGUUUUACGUACUAACAGCCCACUAACAGCGCGUACUAACAGUCCUAUAUUUCGAAAAUCCAGCAGCUCGCCUACAGUCUUAAGGAGCACUGAAAAUAUAGUUUUAAAAGAAAAAACUCCUGAGCAAGAAAAAUCCCAUAAAUCUGAAGUAACAAUUAUAUUGAAAACUCCAGAACCAAACAAAACUCCACUUCCACCAAAAGUUAAUGAAGAAAUCUUGGAUGAUGGAGUGAUAGAGUUGCCACCUGUUUUUUCUACGAAAAAGGAACCACUUUGUAAUUAUUCAGAAAUGCAAUCUGUAAUCCAAGCAGAAUCGCCGACAAAUAUGGCAAUAGAAUUAGUGACAGACGAUUUAUCUCAAGUUCCUCCACCGCCGCCGCCACCACCACCACCUGUUUCAAAGCUGAAAACGAGAGAAAUGAAUUCUAAUACUAAUGUAAAUUCUUUGGAGUCGAUGAUUCGAAAUGCUCAGUCAAAUUUAGUUAAAACAGAAACUCCAACUGAACCCAAACUUCCAGCUCCGAAAACACCUGUUAUGAUGGAACUUGAAAAACACUUUGAAACUCAAAGAAGAUAUAGUGCUGAUGCCGCACAAAAUCAAGAUAGAAGAGGUUGUGCUAAAACUGAAUUAGUCAUUUGGCCAAGUCCUGUAAAACGAACUGUCAGUAAUGGAGAAACUUCUUACAUGAAUCAGACUUCUCCGAAUGCAACAACAGAUGUGUACUAUAAGAGCAAUGGAUACUCUACACAAACAAAAGAACGUAGCUCGUCGUUACCAAAUGGGAAAAGUGAGAAUGCUUUCAAUGGCAGAGACCAUUCAUUUUCAUCAAAAACAAUUCUUACAGAUGAACCUCCUCCACCUGGUGCUGUUUUGUUAGACAAAAAGGUAACUGUUGAUGGAGAUAAAGUUCAUACUGAUAAAUACUAUGCCAUUCCUGUUAAGGAAAUGCUAAAGGAAACAACAACAACAACAAAAUUUAUCCCUGCUCCUCCUAAAUAUGAAGGUAUAGGACCUACUGAAGAUGGUAUUCCUAUUGGUCUUCGGAAUAGUGUAAAGAAAGAAAAUAUGCAUAAUUGGUACAAGACGAUGUUUAAAUCUCUUCAUAAAGUUGAUUCAGCUCUUGAUGGCCAAGAAUAUACAGUUGGUUAUAGUUCUGAACCUGAAACAAGUAGAAAAGAUAAGUCUUUUCAAAAGAAAUCUGCUACACUUGGCAAUCGAUCUGGAAAUAAUUCUUCAAAAACUACUGAUAGUUUGUAUAAACAAAAUUAUCCACCAUCUGCAAAGUCAUCCAUUGAAGUAUAUAAUGUUCGACCUCGUCUUAUCGAAGAUUAUGAACCUGGAAAUUCUUCUGUUACUGAUGAUGAAAUAACUUAUGGUUCCAAGAGAUAUCUUCCACCAUUGAAUGCUCCCAAACCUUCAUAUGAAUUCAAGAAUGGCUAUGAACAAGAAAAUAAUUUCAUAAGGAAUUUAUCGCUGUCAGAUGGUCCAGAUCCUGAACAGCAAAAAGUAUGGUAUAAAGAAAUACAGAAAGGAGGAGAUGUUCCACAAUUUGGCCUUGGAAAACCUGCUCCUGAGAGACCAAAAGAGCCAGUUAUUGGACCACUUCCACCUCCUCCUUUGAAUUAUAAUGGACCUACCAUAUGUCAAGCAACAAGGCCUUCAACUUUGCCCCCUAAUUACACAACUGAUAGCAAUUUAUGUCAGCAAUCAAAUGGGCCUUAUGAGAUUCAGAUGAGACAUGCUAUUCACUCAGAAAUGCAACACAGAUUAUCUCCAUCAUCCAGCCAAUUGUCUUCUCCAUCAAGAUCUAUAUUGAAAUCUCCAUCCAGAUCACCAGAUUUAAAACUUCUUGCUCGAGCUUUGUUUGAUUUUAAUGCUGAAAGUGCAAAAGAGAUUUCAUUGAAAAAAGGAGAUGUAGUUCUUAUUUCUCGACAACUAGAUAAGAAUUGGUAUGAAGGAGAAAAGAAUGGAUCCAUUGGAAUCUUUCCAAUUAGUUAUGUUGAGAUUGUACCUCUUGAACAUACUUCCACACCUAUUAAAUCAUUUACUGAAGGGUCAGCUAAAGUUCGAUAUGACUUUACAGCUCAAACAUCAGUUGAAUUAUCUGUGAAGAAAGGAGAUCUUCUGAAUUUAAUAAGAAGGGUAGAUGCUAACUGGUAUGAAUGUCGAUUCAAUAACAAAAAAGGUAUCAUUCCAGCAUCAUAUUUGCAAAUCCUUCAGGAGCCAUCUGAGAAAAGUGCAUUACCAACUCCUGUUGUUACUCCAACUCCACCAAAAUCAUGUCUAAAGUCUCCAAGGAGCAGUUCUGAAACAAACUCCAAUUCUUCGUCCCCUUAUUCAAAUAAUACUAGAAGCCCUUCAGUAGAAAGUGCAAUCCAUGUAGAAACUGCAAGAUCUAAACUUCUUGCUCGUGGGAAGAAAGGAUAUAGUCUCAUGGAACCAAUUUUAUAUAAAGCCAUAUACAGCUACAAACCUCAAAAUGAUGAUGAGCUUGAGCUGAAUGAAGGAGAUAUGAUUUAUGUCGUGGAAAUGUGCGACGAUGGAUGGUAUGUUGGUACUUCAGUUCGUACUGGUGUGUUUGGAAUUUUUCCUGGAAAUUAUGUGGAGAAAGCAUAAAUUUUACCAGACUGACCUAAAAGGACUUGUGAAGUGCCUUUUUCUUCCUCUCUAAGACUGUAGUGUAUAUGCUAUGUGGUGCUUCUGCUAAUCACAAAAAAAAGAAAUGUAAAUACUGUAUAAUUUCAUAAUUAGUAACUAAACUGUUAACCAUUAUAGAUUUUUUAUUACCAAGCUUCUAAAUAGAUUUAAAUUAUAAGUGAAAUAAACUUUGCACUAAAAACUGC